AUGUACCUCUUCUCAAACAAAUAUGGCGUGCAGCUCUUAUGGGCAGCGUCCGCUAUCCUAUCUUCAGCCUCAGCCUUCGGCGUGUCUUUUUCAGAUCAAGACGCUCUGUUCCAACUCGUAAGGCGAGACGAUCUCUCCUGCUCUGCAGUCGACCCUAAGCUACCAAGAGAUUUCAAGUGUCCGUCUGGAACGAAUUGCAUAUCCUUGGACAAUUCGUCAUCGGGUCUGUGCUGCCCAGAUAACAACAACUGUUCCAACAUCCAGAUUGUCUCUUGCAACAUUCAGACCCAAAAUCUGACAGCAAAUGCGAACGCGGCUAUCUUCACCACAAGACUAAGCGACAAGCUACCAACAUGCGGCGAUGGGUGCUGCCCUUUCGGAUACGAAUGCAUUCUGUCUCCAGACGGCAAGAAUGUUUGCAAUCUUUUAGCAAGUACAAGCAAGACCAACGUCACUAGCUCCUCGACAACCAACUCAACAGCGCCCAAGUCUUCCACAUCCUCAACAGCCACAUCAACGUCUACGGGUCUCAGCUCAGCCGUCUCGCAAACAUCCAAAUGCAACAAAUUCCCUGUUGGGGUCUUUCUAGCCGGCUUCUUCCCUGGCAUGUUUAUCGGCGCUUUUCUCAUGCUCGCAUGGGUGAUCUGCUCUGGUCGCCACCGAAAACCAGCUCGUUCCUCCCGCAGCUCUACGUCUUCCUCACGGUCGACCUAUAAGCCUACCAUCUCCGAUCCCAUCCCUCUAGGCUCACCGAGUGGCGGACUCCGUACAGACUUUCUUCGCCGCACCACCGGCAGAGCCAAAUCCAUCUUCUCCACAAAGUCUCAGGUUCUUAGUGGUAACAGCACAUCGCACUGGAAGAUGCCCACACCACCAGUGCCUAACAAUAUUCCCAACACCACGCGCGCACCUGCUCCAGUCACUCCCGACCGCAGCCUCACACAUGACUCUGAGAGCAUCCAUCUCUUUUCACCUCAAGGUACCAAAGUGGUCCCACAACCUGUUCCUGCACAUAUUGCUCCACUCCGGGGCAUGUCAGCGCAGCGCUACAAUCCCAAUUCGUCCGACACGGGUAUGGGUAGCCCUUUCCAGUCGCCUCUCAAAGCUGACAACAUGUACAGCGACCACAUGGCCCGAUCGAACACAAACACUCAAUCACGUGGUGUGAGCACCUACUCUGUAGUGUCUUCAUUACAAGAUCGUGACGGUGGAUACGAAGCCGAAACACUCACUCCAGCACGCUACGAGCCAACUGCUUCUUCUACCGGCUGGAAUUCAAGCGUGACGAAGCGUGUGCGACCUGAGGGCGCGGCAGAGCUUGAAAGCAGGCCAACUACCACGUUCACUGAGAUGUUGCAUGAAGCAGGGUUCCCAGAUCCACUAAACGACCAGGGUACGCCGGCCGUACCCAAGAUCCCAAAGAUCUAUUUGAGUGGUCGAUUAUAA
Messenger RNA from Exophiala spinifera, 1446 nucleotides. RefSeq lists its product as uncharacterized. The record is from RefSeq and is a predicted model, not a curated record. The transcript has a single exon. NCBI's taxonomy places the organism in Eukaryota, Fungi, Ascomycota, Eurotiomycetes, Chaetothyriales, Herpotrichiellaceae. Bases 1 to 1446 code for a protein of 481 amino acids.